AAUCUAGUUGUAUAGUUUAAGUGUAUUCAUUAUUUCUCAACAAUUAAUUCAAUUGUUAGUUAUUCGACUCAAAGUCCAUUUAUAACAAACAGUUAUAUGAUUGGUAUUAGUUCCAAUCAUUUGUAUAUUUACAUUGUAACAUUUCACUGUAUUUCAAAACGUAGUCGGGAUACUUCAAUACGAAACAAGCACAUUUCAUUCAGUCAAUAAAUGUAAAUUGAGAUCGUCAAUAAACAUCAUCAUUAUUGUUCUGCAAUAUGGGCUUCAGAAUAAAGCAUAUAUUUCAACAGAAUGCUCUACAACCCAAAUUAUCAUAUACUGCGAUGGUUUUAAUACUUACUAGUGUACUAUCAAUUUUAUCAAUCAUUGUUACACUAACCUUAUCCUUGUUAGGUAGAGAAUUUAAAUCGGCGACAUGUAUAACAAUUUUCACAAGUGUAUUCAAUAUUAUUGGUUUUUUUCUAGGAAUGAUGUUGGUUAUUUUACGGAAGAUGAGAGAAACGUAUCCCCUGAAUAUAAUAAUGUUAAUUUUAUACGGUUUGGCUAUAUCUGCAGCUCAUGGAUACUCUAUCAUCAAUGUGGAAAUUCUAGUAAAAGUCAUAGCAUGGGUUAUUGCUUUCGUGUUGCUUUCGAUUUUGGUCCCGGUUGGUAUGGUUAUAAAGACUGACUUAAGUCAAUAUACAAGUGUAUUUAUGUUUUACUGUGUUGCAGAACUUUCCACAAUCACAAUAGUAUUUAUCGGUCUUAUUAUAGCAGGUUACACACAGGUGGCUUUGGCUGUUUAUGUGGCCGGGGUAUUGCCCCUAUUGAUUCCUCUUGCGAUUGGUUUCGGGCAGCUUACAUUUAGUACAAGUUCCAGUUAUACUUACAAUCCGGAUUACUGUCUGGCAUCAUUGACUUUAUUCACUACGCUAUUGGGAUUUUUUAUUACCAUCAGUGUAGAAGCUCAUUUCAUCAAACAGCUAAUGAAAAAACAAUACUACCGUUAAACUACUGUAAAUGUCUCGCUAAAAGCAUCAAUACAUAUAUAUUAUUUAAUUUGAUAUUUAUUUAUCAUAAUCACAUGGUGUAGUGAAUAGAACAUGGAUGGGGACAGUCGAAUUGUAUUAAGCACAAAAUUACAGAGUUACUUGGUAAAAUAGAAAAACCAUACUAUAAUACUUAAUUUGCAAAAUGUUCAAUAAUUGUCUCGAACUUCAUUGUUCUUACAUUUCCAUAUUAAUUGCUUUCUGUUCUCGCUUUUCCUUUCCUGAUCUUCCCCAUCUUCUGCUACCAGACAUUACAUUCCUGACUCGCGUCAUAUACUACUUAUAUCAAUAUAAGUAGCACGCACCACAAUGGUUUACAUGCUUUCCCAAUCAAGUUUCAUAAAAGUAAACAAACAUAACAUCUUGUAUCUUAUCAUUUGGACUUCAAAUGGUGAAAGACGUCGUCAAAUAUCAUAUCAACUGUACUUAUUUAGCUGAAAUUUAAUGCUAUUGGUUGAUUUGUAAAACAUUGACAAGAAUAUUUUUACAGAACAAAUAGCUUGAUUUCAGUUAUUAUCGAAUCAUGCAUCACCGUCAUGAAAUCAUUCUUUAUCA
This is a messenger RNA of Schistosoma haematobium, 1583 nucleotides long. RefSeq lists its product as uncharacterized. The transcript has 8 exons. Bases 258 to 989 code for a protein of 243 amino acids. Lineage: Eukaryota; Metazoa; Platyhelminthes; Trematoda; Strigeidida; Schistosomatidae. The record is from RefSeq and is a predicted model, not a curated record.